Parathielavia appendiculata is the source of this 1182-nucleotide messenger RNA. Its product is annotated as glucosamine-6-phosphate isomerase. Bases 1 to 1182 code for a protein of 393 amino acids. The transcript is spliced from 4 exons. NCBI's taxonomy places the organism in Eukaryota, Fungi, Ascomycota, Sordariomycetes, Sordariales, Chaetomiaceae. The record is from RefSeq and is a predicted model, not a curated record. Gene Ontology annotation, cellular component: cytoplasm. Gene Ontology annotation, biological process: D-glucosamine catabolic process; N-acetylneuraminate catabolic process; N-acetylglucosamine catabolic process. Gene Ontology annotation, molecular function: identical protein binding; glucosamine-6-phosphate deaminase activity.
AUGAGGUUUUUCAUCAAGGAAGAUGCGGCGGCCGCCAGUGCCCAUGUCGCAAACUACAUUGUCGACAGGAUCAAUCACUUCGGCCCCACGCCAGCACACCCCUUCGUUCUGGGUCUCCCAACAGGGAGUACUCCGCUGGGUGUCUACAAGGCUCUGGUCGAGAAAUACAAGGCUGGCGAGGUCUCGUUCGAGAAUGUCGUCACUUUCAAUAUGGACGAGUACAUCGGCAUUCCAAGAGACCACCCCGAGAGCUAUCACUCCUUCAUGUGGAAGCACUUCUUUUCCCACGUAAACAUCCACCCCAGCAACGUCAACAUCCUUAACGGGAACGCCCCCAACCUAGAGUCCGAAUGCGUCCAGUAUGAGGAAAAGAUCAAAUCUGCUGGGGGUAUCGACCUGUUUUUGGCUGGCAUGGGCGAGGAUGGCCACAUUGCCUUCAACGAGCCCGGGUCGAGCCUGGCCUCCCGUACCCGUGUCAAGACCCUUGCUUAUGGCACCAUUCUCGCAAACAGCCGUUUCUUUGACAACGACCUGGACAAGGUGCCCAAGAUGGCCCUGACCGUCGGCGUCCAAACAGUACUAGAGGCUCGCGAGGUUGUGGUCAUGGCCCUCGGCGCCCGCAAGGCCCUCGCCCUGCAGCGCUGCGUCGAGCAGGGUGUCAACCACAUGUGGACGCUGUCAGCCCUGCAGUUACAUCCCCAUUCCAUGAUCGUAUGUGAUGAGGACGCCACGCUGGAGCUGCAAGUCAAGACAGUCAAGUACUUCAAGGACAUCGAACAAGUGGCCCGCUCCCAGGGCUUUGAACAGAUCCUUCCGUCCAAAAUUCGCACCGGGCCAACCAAGGUCCCGACGACCGUCGUGACCGACGACUUUCCGGCUGCCACCAUCCACUCUCCACAGCCCACCACCUCGCGCCUGCUUCGCGCCACCCCAGCCUCCGAGUAUCCCCUGCGCUCUCGCUCUCCCUCUCCAGACUGCGUUUCGCGCCAUCUUCGCACCAGCUCGGACACGGAGCAGACCCUGGGCACCGAGUACUCCGUCAUCUCCCGGUCCACUACUCCCGAUUUCAUGCCGGAUCGUAUGGCGUCUCGCAUUGGGGACCCGGCGCUCCUAAGGCGAACCACCCCUAAUCCAGAGUCACAAUUGCAGCUGCCGAUUAUGAGGACGGGUGUCAGAGUCUGA